AAACACCAUCGUGUGUCUUUUUCUCCUAGUAUCAAUAAAAGUGAUGCACCUUUUGUUCUUCUUCAUACUGAUGUGUGGGGUCCUUCACGAGUGGUUUCUUUAUCUGGUUAUCGGUGGUUUGUGUCUUUUAUUGAUGAUUUUUCCCGAACCACAUGGGUUUACUUGUUAAAGGACAAAAGUGAUGUGUUUUUUGUGUUUUAGAUGUUUUAUAAGAUGGUUUAGACUCAGUUCAAUGCCACGAUUAAAAUUGUUCGCUCUGACAUUGGGGGCGAAUAUAUGUCUAGUAAUCUCGAGGCUUAUUUUCGCGAACAUGGCAUUAUCCACCAAACCAUGUGUGUUGAUACUCCGCAGCAAAAUGGUGUGGCUGAACGGAAAAAUCGGCACCUGUUAGAGGUAACUCGUUCCCUUAUGCUUGACAUGCAUUUUCCUAAAUCUUAUUGGGGGGACGCCUUACUCACUGCUACAUAUCUCAUCAAUAGGAUGCCUUCUCGGGUUCUAGAUUUCCAAACACCCCUCGAGGUGUUGUCCCCACCUCUUUCUACUGCAAUAGGUGUUUCUCCAAAAUUUUUUGGUUGUGUUUGCUUUGUCUAUAUUCAUGGUCCUGCUAGGAGUAAGUUAGACCCCAGAUCCCUCAAAUGUGUCUUUGUUGGCUACUCUUCCACUCAAAAGGGUUACAAAUGUUAUCACCCUCCAUCCAGAAAAUACUUUGUCUCUAUGGAUGUCACUUUCUUUGAGCAACAAUCCUACUCCUCAUCCACCCCUACUCCUCUUCAGGGGGAGAGUCAGAUUGAAGAGGGUGAGGAUUUUUUGAGUCCGUUACCUGUCCCUAUUCUUAUGCUAGAGCCGGAGCAACAACAGAUUACUAAUGAGUCUCCAACUGAACCUAUUGAUCAACCAUGUGCACCACCUGUGGAAGAGUUGAGAGUUUACUCCAGACGCCAGAAAGCUAAGACCAUUCCUGAUGCUACAUGCCAAACAUCUGAUUUGGGCUCAGGUACUACUCCUUCAGAUGAUAGUGAGACAGCUUAUCUAGUAGAUGUAAAUGUCUCUAGGGGAAUUUCUAAGCUGUUAGAUGGAAAAGUCAUGAUUGCUGCAUCAGGAAGGUCAGACGCCAUUGCAAGGGCUCGGCCUUUUCUAUCUGCAAUGUGCGAAAAGCUUUACAUUUUUGAUGGUGGAGUUGGCUCUGGAAGUAAAAUUAAAAUGGUUAAUGAGCUGCUUGAGGGAAUUCAUUUCAUUGCUUCAGUGGAGGCUAUUUCUCUUGGUGUCAAAGCUGGUAUUCAUCCCUGGAUAAUCUAUGACAUCAUUUCUAAUGCCGCUGGAAAUUCAUGGGUUUUCAAGAAUCAUGUUCCACAGUUGUUACGGGGUGAUACCAAACAUCAUUUUCUGAAUACUUUUAUUCAAAAAUUGGGUGUUAUUUUGGAUGUGGCUAAAUCGCUUACUUUUCCUCUUCCACUUUUGGCAGUUGCUCAUCAACAACUUAUCCUUGGGUCUUCACAUGUUUGUGGAGAUGAUGACAUUGCCACCCUGGUCAAGGUUUGGGAUAAAGUCCUUGGAGUGAGUAUUACAGGUGCUGCAAAUGAAGAAAUUUACAGUCCUGAGCAACUGGCAAAGCAAAUUACUGCCAUGUCUAGUACUGUGAACCGAAUUGGUUUCAUUGGUCUUGGAGCGAUGGGAUUUGGCAUGGCAACUCACCUGCUGAGCUCAAACUUUUGUGUCCUUGGUUAUGAUGUUUAUAAGCCAACAUUAACUCGAUUUGCAGAAGCUGGUGGCUUGACUGGCAACUCUCCAGCAGAAGUAUGUAAAGAUGUUGAUGUGCUUAUAGUCAUGGUCACGAAUGAAGCUCAAGCCGAGAGUGUUUUAUAUGGAGAAUUUGGCGCAGUUUCAGCCCUUCCAUCUGGAGCAUCAAUUAUCCUUUCAUCCACUGUUUCUCCUGCAUUUGUGAGCGAACUAGAACAACACUUGCUAAAUGAAGGCAAGAAUUUGAAAUUAGUGGAUGCUCCUGUUUCUGGUGGUGUUAAGAGGGCCUCCACAGGAACACUUACGAUAAUGGCUUCUGGUACAGAUGAAGCUCUUAAGAGCACUGGUUUAGUUCUUGCAGCAUUGAGUGAGAAGCUAUAUGUUGUCAAAGGAGGCUGUGGGGCUGGAAGUGGUCUGAAGAUGGUUAAUCAAUUGCUUGCUGGAGUUCAUAUAGCCUCAGGAGCCGAGGCAAUGGCGUUUGGAGCUCGAUUGGGUAUCAAUACAAGAAUGUUGUUUGAUUUCAUCACAAAUAGUGGGGGAACAUCCUGGAUGUUUGAAAAUCGUGUUCCACACAUGCUGGAUGGUGAUUAUACACCUUACUCCGCACUUGACAUCUUUGUGAAGGACCUGGGCAUUGUUUCUCGUGAAUGCUCCUCCCGUAAAGUUCCCCUUCAUAUUGCCACUGUUGCACACCAAUUGUUCCUAUCAGGUUCUGCUGCAGGCUGGGGUCGGCAAGAUGAUGCUGCUGUAGUUAAGGUUUAUGAGACACUCACAGGUGUUAUUGUUGAAGGAAAACUUCCUGUUCUUAAGAAAGAAGUUGUCUUGCAAUCCCUUCCAUCUGAAUGGCCACUAGAUCCCAUCGAUGACAUACAAAGACUGAAUCAGAACAAUUCGAAGACUUUGGUUGUUCUGGAUGAUGAUCCAACUGGAACACAAACUGUUCAUGAUAUUGAGGUCUUAACAGAAUGGACUGUUGAGUCACUUAUUGCCCAGUUCAGAAAAAAUCCUAAAUGCUUUUUCAUUUUGACUAACUCCAGGUCACUGAGCUCUGAAAAGGCCAGUGCAUUGAUAAAAGAUAUCUGCAGAAACCUACAUACUGCGGCUAAAUCAGUUGAGAACACUGGUUAUACAGUAGUUUUGAGAGGUGAUUCAACUUUACGUGGUCAUUUUCCAGAGGAAGCUGAUGCUACCGUUUCAGUAUUAGGUGAGAUGGAUGCAUGGAUCAUCUGCCCCUUUUUUCUUCAAGGAGGGCGUUACACUAUCGAAGAUAUACACUAUGUUGCAGAUUCUGAUAAGCUUGUCCCUGCAGGGGACACUGAGUUUGCUAAAGAUGCUUCUUUCGGCUACAAAUCUUCAAACCUGCGUGAGUGGGUGGAGGAGAAAACAGCCGGCCGCAUACCAGCCAGCAGUGUAACAUCUAUUUCUAUACAACUUUUAAGGAAAGGUGGACCAGAGGCUGUUUUUGAGUGUCUUUCCAGUCUGCCAAAGGGUUCAACCUGCAUAAUUAAUGCAGCUAGCGAAAGAGACAUGGCUGUAUUCGCAGCUGGAAUGAUCAAGGCAGAACUGAAGGGAAAGCGUUUCCUAUGCCGUACUGCUGCUAGUUUUGUUUCUACUCGCAUUGGAAUUAUCCCAAAAGCCCCUAUUUCGCCUAAGGAUCUUGGAAUAAACAAAGAAAGGAAUGGUGGUCUCAUAGUUGUGGGGUCAUAUGUUCCAAAAACAACUAAACAGGUUGAAGAGCUUAAAUUACAAUGUGGCCAGAGCUUAAGAAGCAUCGAGGUUUCUGUUAAUAAGCUUGCAAUGAGCUCUUUAGAAGAGAGGAAAGAGGAAAUCAGUAGAGCAGCUGAGAUGGCAGAUUGUUUUCUCAGGGCUCGGAAGGACACUCUCAUACUGACCAGUCGGGAGCUCAUCACUGGAAAAACUCCUUCCGAGAGUUUGGAUAUCAACUUCAAAGUGAGCUCUGCACUGGUGGAAAUUGUUAGCCGGAUCACUACAAAACCUCGUUAUAUUCUUGCAAAGGGUGGAAUCACCUCAUCAGAUCUUGCUACAAAAGCCCUUGAAGCAAAAUGUGCUAAGAUAGUUGGACAAGCAUUGGCUGGUGUUCCGUUGUGGAUGCUGGGUCCUGAAAGUAGACAUCCAGGAGUUCCGUACAUUGUUUUCCCUGGUAAUGUUGGUGACAGUAAUGCGCUGGCAGAACUCGUGAAAUCCUGGGCUCGUCCAUUGAGACAUUCAUCAACAAAAGAGCUUCUUUUCAAUGCAGAAAAGGGUGGAUAUGCUGUUGGAGCUUUCAAUGUUUAUAAUUUGGAAGGAGUUGAGGCAGUUGUUGCUGCUGCUGAGGAAGAACAAAGUCCUGCCAUAUUACAGAUCCAUCCUGGUGCCUUUAAGCAAGGAGGAAUUCCUUUGGUUGCCUGUUGUGUCUCUGCUGCUGAACAAGCCAGUGUUCCCAUUACUGUUCACUUUGAUCAUGGAACUUCAAAGCAAGAUCUGGUGGAAGCUCUUGAGUUGGGAUUUGAUUCAGUUAUGGUAGAUGGUUCACAUCUUUCAUUCAAGGACAAUGUAUUAUACACAAAGUUCAUUUCAUUCUUGGCUCGCUCAAAAGGUAUGCUGGUGGAAGCUGAACUAGGGAGAUUGUCAGGAACAGAGGAUGACCUGACUGUUGAAGAUUAUGAAGCAAGACUGACUGAUAUUAAUCAGGCUCAAGAAUUCAUUGUUGAGACUGGCAUAGAUGCUUUGGCAGUGUGUAUUGGAAAUGUCCAUGGAAAAUACCCUGCAAGUGGCCCAAAUCUCAGACUUGAUUUGCUUAAGGAUUUGCAUGCUUUGAGUUUGAAGAAAGGAGUUUUUCUUGUACUUCAUGGAGCUUCUGGGUUGCCCAAGGAACUUAUCAAGGCGUGUAUCGACCGGGGCGUCAGAAAGUUCAAUGUAAACACUGAAGUGAGGAAGGCUUACAUGGACUCAUUGAACAGCCCUAGUAGUAAAGAUCUUGUCCAUGUUAUGGGAUCUGCCAAGGAAGCCAUGAAAGUUGUGGUUGCAGAGAAGAUGCAUCUAUUUGGUUCAGCAGGAAAAGCAUGAUGAUUUAUAUAUAUAUAUAUAUAUAUAUAUAAUGAGUUGGUGUUAUGAUGUGUUCAUUUGUUGUCAUCUUUCUUUCUUGUAUUUAUUUUUUCUUCCCAAUGAAAUCUAGCAAGUAUGUGAUGAAAAAUAAGAACAGAACCCUCAGCUAUGUGGGAUUGAGGUUCCAACAUGUGUCGUAAUUUUCUUUUCUUUUCAUAAGAUUAUGGAAACAUCAUUGUUUUGUUUAUACAUUUGAAUGUAAGAUCCCUUGAAAAAGAAA
This is a messenger RNA of Alnus glutinosa, 5062 nucleotides long. RefSeq lists its product as uncharacterized. The record is from RefSeq and is a predicted model, not a curated record. Bases 277 to 4803 code for a protein of 1508 amino acids. Gene Ontology annotation, biological process: carbohydrate metabolic process; DNA integration. The transcript has 39 exons. Lineage: Eukaryota; Viridiplantae; Streptophyta; Magnoliopsida; Fagales; Betulaceae. Gene Ontology annotation, molecular function: oxidoreductase activity; nucleic acid binding; aldehyde-lyase activity.